Molecule: messenger RNA, 248 nt
Organism: Nestor notabilis (Kea)
Lineage: Eukaryota; Metazoa; Chordata; Aves; Psittaciformes; Psittacidae
Gene: GYPC
Product: glycophorin C (Gerbich blood group)
Exons: 2
Cellular component (GO): membrane; cortical cytoskeleton
Source: RefSeq, a predicted model, not a curated record
AUGGAGACAUUGAGAGCCCCACAGCUGGAGCAGAUGUGGCUGUUAUUGGAGGUGUGAUUGCUGCAGUGGUAUUUGUCCUCAUCUGCCUACUGGUAGUGAUGGUCCGGUACAUGUACAGACAUAAAGGCACCUACCACACCAAUGAGGCAAAAGGAACUGAAUUUGCUGAAAGUGCAGAUGCUGCUUUGAAAAAUGACCCCACUCUUCAGGAAGCAGUGGAUGAAAGCAAAAAGGAAUAUUUCAUCUGA